Molecule: messenger RNA, 1323 nt
Organism: Paramecium pentaurelia
Lineage: Eukaryota; Ciliophora; Oligohymenophorea; Peniculida; Parameciidae
Source: the annotation of a GenBank genome assembly
AUGGAUUAUCUAAGACAAAAAGUAUCAGGCAAAAAAAAUCGUUUAAAAGAAGGCAAUUUUAAUUUAGAUUUAACUUACAUCACAUAAAGAAUAAUAGCAAUGAGUUUACCUGGAGAAGGUUUUGAAGGACUAUAUCGUAAUCCUAUAGAUUAAGUAAAAAUUAUCAUUAUUAAGAGGUAGCUUAAUACUUGAAUGAAAGACAUAAGGAAGAUUAUUUCAUUUUUAAUCUGAGUGGAAAAAGUUAUGAUGAAUCAAAAUUUAAAGGAUUAAUUUUUAAAGAUUAUUUUUGGAAAGAUCAUCAUUCUCCCUCUUUAAAUGUCUUAUUUGACAUUUGUUUAUAAAUUCAUAAUAUAUUGAAGGGUUAUUAAUUCAAUUAUGAAAUUAGCCAAUGAUGAAAAUGUAGUAGUAAUCCAUUGUUUAGCUGGUAAAGGGAGAACUGGAACAGUUAUUUGCUGUUAUUUAUUAUAUUCUGGUAGAUUUAAUAAUGUUAAUGAUGCUCUUAAUUAUUAUGGAAAAAAAAGAUUUCAUGGAGAAGGUUUAAGUGUAAAUUAGCCAUGCUAAAUUAAAUAUAUUGAAUAUUUCUAUAAUUUACUUAACAUGAAUACAAGAGUAUUCCCAAAUCUCAUCUAAAUUUAAUCAAUAUCUUUUUAUGGAAAGUACUAUUAAUAUAAUAAUUAAUAGAUCACCUUAAAUCAAUAUUAAUGGAUAAUGUUAUCCAUUCAUAGAAAUUAUUGAUGUUAAAAAAGAUUCUGUAUUAUAUUCUACAAAAUAAAUCUCUAAAAAAUAUGAAGGCUAGAGUCAUCAUAUCAUAUUACCAGUAUAAAUUCCAUUAGUAGCUGAUAUUCUUAUUAAUGUUAAGAAUUAUGGUGCAUUAAAAGAUUCAAAAAUGUUUAGAUUUUCUUUUAAUACAGCUUUCAUUGAAAAGUAUGUUUAUGAAUUCAUAUAGACAUAUUACCUAUUAAAUAAAUGAAUUAGAUCCAUCAUAAAUAUAAGAUGAUUCUCGAUUUGAUAAAAAAUUUAGAGUUGAAGUAAUUUUAUAUUUAAUUUUAGUUAGAGAUUGAGGAAUGUAGAUUGUGCUCUAAUUUAAAUUCAUUUGAAAAGAAAUGUGAAUUGUGUAAACCACAUUUAAGUGGACAUCAAGAAACCUGGGGUAGAAUAAAUGAAAUAAUUAACAGAUAUGUUAAACCUACUGAUAUUUAAACAACUUAAUUACUAUUUAGAACUAAAGAAAAUGAUGAUGUAGAAUCCAUAUUGAAAGAUUAAGUUUUAGAAUUAACUAAUUCAUAAAUUUUUAAAGUUUAGUUACAUGAUCAAUAAUAAUGA